CAGAUUCGUGGGUUCGAAGGAUGCGCGGGAAAGAGGAACGCGCGCGAUUCCGAUAAGAGCAUUUGUCGCCGCCGCGUCUGUGCGUUGGUGAUAGCGUCACCGGGAUUGCCCCCAAGUUACGAAAGAGGAACUGUUCGCGUUUUUCGCUUCCGGUGCUCGACCGUGGUGCGUCUCGGGAAAAAAAACAAAAACAAACUACGCGCGAGAGACUUAGUCUUGCCAAGAGUAACAGUAGAUGCCGUUAGAAAAACAAUACUAAAAAUGUCGUCAGUGGCCUCACCGAAUGCGUGCCGUUCAGCACGAGUGAUGAAUCGUGGGUUUUUCCUGCGCCGGCGUUAUCUCUGGCGAAACGCCGUGCAACUGCUAUGGUCGCGUUUUUACAAAAUGAAGCGGCUGCCCCAAGUUUAGUUUUAUUCGUAGAAGAGGCAACGCUUCCCAGCAGGUUGCAUAUUCUGAAAACGGACAGCUGUCUCGAGGUCCCUGCCUCAUGAGGUCAUGGGUUGCUGUCCGUCGGAGCUGUUGUUGGUGCAGAAGCUGAGGACUGCGUUGGACCUUCUACACCCAGACCUCAGGUCUAAUGUGCUACAGAAGAAACUUAAGCAGAAAAUCGGAUAGGACCAAGAAACAAGACCCAGAGUUUUUGGUCACUCUGGUGACCAGGUGUUCGCAAGGAACUUCCGUCCAGGUCCUGCGUGGCUACCUGCAGUCAUCACCAAGCAACAAACUUCGCCCAUUUGCAGCAAACGACCAGUUCUGAUUACUUCAAAGAAUUCCAAGUUCCAUCCAUCCCACUUUUUGUCUGUUCUGUUAAUUCGAAAACCCACUUGAUUAGAAGAUUUCCUGCAGCGCCAGUGACAUCAAAUGAAAGAGGCUUUACUGUACCUCAAAAAUUUACUGGGAGCACUUCUGAGGAAUGCUAGCAAGUGGCAUGCUACUUGGCAGCGUAUUUCUGGUGGCCCUGCAGGGUUGCUGCACUGUCUUGGGAACGGUGUUGGUGACCUACGAGGCGAACAACUUGGUGGUGGACCUUGUCAGUGCGCCACAAAACUCAACUCUGUUUCUUUUGCAACUUCAGUCCCAUGCCUCCGGUUGCAUGGACACAAAGGCUGCAACUGUGAAAGAAGUGCUUUUGAUCCAAGAGGCUAACAUGAGGGCAUCCUAUUCUCGGGAUUCACUGGAGCCAGGCAGAUACUGCGCGCUGGUGGUGUCACCCAGUGGGAACAUCACUUCUGAGGAGCCGCUUGAACUCGAGGAGGGACACCGUGGUACGUUUGGAGUGGCUGCUGUCUCUGCACCCGCGUGCAAAGAUCUUUCAGGUGCCAAUGUCGGUGGCCUUAUACCAAACAGUGUAGCGUGCACCACUUGGAAUGCCACUGUGAUGGUCCAAGGAUCGUAUGAACAGGGAACCAUUCAAGCAACGGUGAAGCUGUUUGAAAGCAAGGUGCUCCAGUGUGAGAAGCUACAUGUUGCCUUGUGGGCACCGUGGGGCAGUGCACGCCCGCAGUCCAUUCCGUGCGUCGACAGUAUCCGCUUUGUGGACGAGGAGAUUCAGACAAUUGCCAACCUCUCAGUGGUGGUGAAGUUUGAGAACUUGAGUGCCGGGAACUAUUGUGUUCGGGUGUCUCCCCGGUGCGAGCCUCCCGAGGACUGUCUCACCCUCACCUCCAAGGUCAUCGAGCUGUUCUCUGCUCAGGGCGGUUCCAGGGAGCCUGACAGGUGGGGCGAAGGCGAGGCAGAGUCGUCUGCUGUGGCUUCUGCUGCUCCCUCUGCUGGUCGGUGCAGCUCUGGUCAUUACAUUGGGUGCCUUCUGGGUGCGGCGUCAAUCUUUGUUGGCACGCAAGAGGCCUUUCAUCGUGGGCUCCCCUCUGCCUUCGUUUCAUAAGCCUCGGGUUGACCCGGGCCCACCCGUGGUGAAGGUGGUGUACUCACGUGACAGCGAUUCCCACGUGACAGCAGUGUCCCGGUUGUGCGAACUGCUGCAGCGAGAGUUGGGCUUUUGUGUUGAAUGGGACGAAGCAUCUGCGCAUCUUGCGCACCUGACGCACGACUGGGCCAUGGCCAUGGCCCAGCUGUCUUGUCCCCACUACAACCUGGCUGCCAAGGCAGCCACCCCGGUCAAGAUGCUGGUGAUCGAAUCAGAUGGGGCACUGCUCAAGCACGAGGCCUACCGACAGCACAAG
This is a messenger RNA of Rhipicephalus microplus (southern cattle tick), 2180 nucleotides long. RefSeq lists its product as uncharacterized. The record is from RefSeq and is a predicted model, not a curated record. Lineage: Eukaryota; Metazoa; Arthropoda; Arachnida; Ixodida; Ixodidae.